AUGCGGCUUCAAGCGGCGCUUUUUGUAGCUGCGUGCGUGUCGCCCGCAGCGGCCAUCUACACCGACGAAGUCAAUCACAUUGACUUCCACCACGCGCUGCUCGGUGCCCCCUCCCCCGAUUCGACCUUCUUCCUCAGGCCCUCUACCUCCUCCAAUGCAUCCCUCCUCUACACCAUCUCCGAAAAGUCGAUCCUCGGUGCUGUCAACCCCCGAGAUGGCUCAUUAGUCUGGCGACAGGACCUCUCACGGUCGGCCUCUGAGCUGACUGGCGGAGCUGGUAUUCUGCGUGGCCUCGAUGGGAACAACGCUGUUGUCGGCGCGGCCGGCGACUACAUUUCGUCAUGGAGUGCUCAGGAUGGAAAGCUGGUCUGGGAAAACAAGCUCGCCGAUGAAUCAAUCGCGGAUCUUGAGCUCCUGGAGUUGGAGGAUGCCAGUGCGACAUCCAGCGUCCGCGAUACGCUUGCGCUCGUCAGCAAUGGCGGCGCCGGUGUUGUGAGGCGGCUGGACGGUGACUCUGGAAAGACCAAGUGGGAAUACAAGGACGACAGCGGCGAUACCCCGUUCCAGGUGUCAUCUUCCUCCACUAAUGUCUUCUACAUCUCCCUCCAGUCCUCAAUUUUAAAAGGCUACAAGAUCAAGGUCACCUCUCUGGAUUCUUUGACUGGUCGUCAGACUAGCCAUCAUACCUUGAGCUCGGAUGCCGAUGUCACCGGCCCGGAAUCCGUUCUGUUUGUGGGCGCCAACUCCGCAUCGCCUUUGAUUGUAUGGACAGACAAGUCAUUGAAGUCACUCAAGGUCAAUGUCAUUGGCUCUAAACAGGUCAACACGGUUGCCAUCGACAACGUCUCGGGCCAGGAGAUCGAGCAGAUCACUGUGCACGCCGCUCAUAAACUCAACGCUCUUCCCCAUUUCUUGGUUCUCUACCGCACAAGUUCUGGAUCGUGGGCCGAGGUCUACCAUGUGGACUUGAAGGCUGCUAAGGUAUCAAAGGCUUACCAGCUGCCCUUCGUGUCAGGACCUUCCGUGGUCGCAACCAGCAGCAUCGAUGCCAAUGUGUACUUUACUCGCAUUACUGAUUCGGAGACUGUUGUGGUUUCUUCUGCAUCCCAUGGCGUUUUGGGACGUUGGGAUCUCGAGUUGAAAUCUUCUGAGCGUGCUUCAAAUGCCGCUGCAGAGGUUGUUGCGAAGGGCUCUGCCGUCGCUGUACGUGCUGCUAUCCUGCGCGACUCUGGCGAUUGGCAGCUCAUCCGAAACGGUCAAAUCGAGUGGAAUCGCCCCGAGGCUUUGAUUGACGCCGUGGCAGCCGCUUGGGUGGAUAACGAUGUACAGGAAGACCUGGUCCACGAGCUGGAGGUUGAGGGCCACGAAACAUUGCACGGAGCAUAUAUCCAUCGCGUGAAGCGCCAUGUGCGGGACCUCGAACACCUUCCCGCCUGGCUCACGGAGCUUCCUAGCCGUAUUCUUGGCAGCAUUCUCGGCGACGAGGUGACAAAUCUGGACAGCUUUGGAGUUGCAAAAUCUGUGAUCGUCGCUACUCAGAAGGGACGUGUCUAUGCCUUGGAUACUGGUAAGCAUGGUGCGGUUACCUGGUCCAUCCAGGCUGUUGAAACUUCCUCCUGGGAUGUCAAGGCUAUUGUGAUCGAAUCUGGCGAGGCGACCAUCUACCCCAGUGAUGGCAGCUCAAUCACACUCGAUGUCUCCACCGGUGCUAUCACGUCGCGCUCUUCGCCGAAGGAUGUUAAGUUCCAGUCGAUUGCCACCAUUGAGAACAAGGUUUUGGGUAUCCAGGAGGAUGGGACUCCCGCUUCCUCGUUUGACGAGAGCACUGGAUACCUGGUGACUACCAGUGCAGACGGCCGCGUUCUCGGCUGGGCCAACAGUGACAACAAGAUUCCCGUUUGGGAGUUUGUUCCUCCUGCGGGUCAAACGGUCCUUCAGGCUACGGCUCGUCCUGCCCAUGACCCGGUUGCGUCGAUCGGAAAGGUUCUCGGAGAUCGUUCUGUUCUGUACAAGUACCUCAACCCCAACUUGGUUUUGGUCUCUGCGGUGGAUACCAAGGGCCAUACUGCCGGCUUCUAUCUUCUGGAUGCUGUUUCGGGCAAGGUCUUGCACGAAGCUAUUCAAGUUGGCGUGGAUGCCAACCAACCCAUUUCGUCCACCAUCUCCGAGAACUGGUUCGCUUACUCGUUCUACGGCGACGCCACCGACGAAUCCUCCGCCAAGGGCUACCAGCUUGUGAUUUCCGAACUCUACGAGUCUGAUAUUCCCAACGAUCGUGGCCCUCUUGACGCCGCUGGAAACUACUCUAGCAUCCACGGCGACAGCCUUCCGCUCCCCCACGUGGUCUCGCAGUCCUUCGUGAUCCCCGAACCCAUCUCCCACAUGGCUGUCACCCAAACCCGUCAGGGAAUCACCACUCAGCAGCUCCUUUGCACCCUCCCAUUCUCCAACUCCAUCGUCGGUAUCCCUCGUCCGGUUCUGGACCCCCGUCGUCCCGUCGGCCGUGACGCCACGUCUUCCGAGGCCGAGGAAGGUCUGUUCCGCUACGCGCCGUUCCUCGACUUCGAUGGCAAGUGGUACCUCACGCACGCCCGUGAUGUCGCAGGUAUCAAGACUGUUCUUUCUCAGCCCACACUUUUGGAGAGUACCAGUCUCAUCUUCGCCUUUGGCGGCGAUAUCUUCGGCACUCGUGCCACUCCUAGCCAGGCAUUCGACAUUCUUGGCAAGAGCUUUUCCAAGUUGCAGCUUCUGUUGACCGUGGUGGCAUUGGCCGUCGGAGUCUCAUUCUUGGCGCCAAUGGUUCGCAAGAAGCAAGUCAACAUGUUGUGGAAGGCGUAA
Messenger RNA from Penicillium atrosanguineum, 2838 nucleotides. RefSeq lists its product as uncharacterized. Gene Ontology annotation, biological process: protein folding in endoplasmic reticulum. Gene Ontology annotation, molecular function: protein binding. Gene Ontology annotation, cellular component: EMC complex. The coding region runs from base 1 to 2838 and encodes 945 amino acids. The transcript is spliced from 3 exons. The record is from RefSeq and is a predicted model, not a curated record. NCBI's taxonomy places the organism in Eukaryota, Fungi, Ascomycota, Eurotiomycetes, Eurotiales, Aspergillaceae.